CUCGUAAGUUCCCUGGGGGCGAACUCGGCGCGCGGAGAUGACGUAUUGCGGCGCCGGAAGCCGCUCCCCUCUGAGCCUGCGGAACCCGAGCGGCGGCCGCCAGUCGGCGCCAUGGCAGCCGAAGGGGCCCGGCCGCUGCGAGGCUCCGACGGCCCGCAGGCGCCCAGGCGGCGUGUGCCCGUCCCGAGGCUCCGGGUCCCGGAGCGCGCCCUCAGGUAAAUUUUUCCAUAACCUUAUGGAGAGAAAGGACUUUGAGACAUGGCUUGAUAACAUUUCUGUUACAUUUCUUUCUCUGACGGACUUGCAGAAAAAUGAAAGUCUGGAUCACCUGAUUAGUCUGAGUGGAGCAAUCCAGCUCAGGCAUCUCUCCAAUAACCUAGAGACUCUGCUCAAGCGAGACUUCCUCAAACUUCUUCCCCUGGAACUCAGUUUUUAUUUGUUAAAAUGGCUCGAUCCUCAGACCUUACUCACAUGUUGCCUCGUCUCUAAGCAGUGGAAUAAGGUUAUAAGUGCCUGUACAGAGGUAUGGCAGACAGCCUGUAGAAACUUGGGCUGGCAGAUAGAUGAUUCCGUUCAGGACGCUUUGCAUUGGAAGAAAGUUUAUUUGAAAGCAAUUUUGAGAAUGAAGCAAUUGAAGGACCAUGAAGCCUUUGAGACCUCAUCAUUAAUUGGACACAGUGCCAGAGUAUAUGCACUUUACUACAAGGAUGGACUUCUCUGUACAGGGUCAGAUGACUUGUCUGCAAAACUCUGGGAUGUGAGCACAGGACAAUGUAUAUAUGGCAUCCAGACCCACACUUGUGCUGCUGUAAAGUUUGAUGAACAGAAAUUGGUAACAGGAUCCUUUGAUAAUACAGUAGCCUGUUGGGAAUGGAGUUCAGGAGCCCGAACUCAGCACUUCCGAGGACACACAGGGGCAGUGUUCAGUGUGGACUACAAUGAUGAGCUUGAUCUCUUGGUGAGUGGUUCUGCGGACUUCACUCUGAAAGUAUGGGCCUUAUCAACGGGAACAUGCCUGAACACACUCACAGGACAUACUGAGUGGGUAACCAAGGUGGUUUUACAGAAGUGCAAGGUCAAGUCUCUCUUGCACAGCCCUGGAGAUCAUAUUCUCCUUAGUGCUGACAAGUAUGAAAUCAAGAUUUGGCCUAUUGGAAGAGAAAUCAACUGCAAGUGUUUAAAAACAUUGUCUGUGUCUGAGGAUCGAAGUAUCUGUUUGCAGCCAAGACUCCAUUUUGAUGGCAAAUAUAUUGUAUGUAGUUCAGCUCUAGGACUUUAUCAGUGGGACUUUGCCAGCUAUGAUAUUCUCAGGGUUAUCAAGACUCCAGAGUUAGCAAAUUUGGCAUUACUUGGCUUUGGAGACAUCUUUGCCCUGUUAUUUGACAACCGCUACCUAUAUAUCAUGGACUUAAGGACAGAGAACCUGAUCAGCCGCUGGCCGCUUCCUGAGUACAGGAAGUCAAAGAGGGGCUCCAGCUUCUUGGCAGGUGAAAUGUCAUGGCUGAAUGGACUAGAUGGGCAGAAUGAUAUGGGUUUGGUUUUUGCCACCAGUAUGCCUGACCACAGUAUUCACUUGGUGUUAUGGAAGGAACAUGGCUGAAGAUAUGGACAGCAGCUUAAAAAAAAUGACUUUGGGUGCUGAGGCUGCUGGUUCUGAUGCAGCCUCUGUGGGAACUGAUUUUGCAUGUACCAAAGUACACUCCUAAUGGUAUCGUCAUGCAGUGCACAAUCAUUUAUUUUCCUGGGUGGGGAGUGAUCGGGGGGUAGGGAGAAAGGUGGGGGGAAAGGGAUUAUUUUAUUGACAUAAUGCAACGCAGCAUGCUAACAGUCCACACCAUUGAAAUUUCUUUGUACUUAGUUAUGCUUGUCAUUAUAAAAAAAUACAUUUUGGGCCUAC
This is a messenger RNA of Monodelphis domestica (gray short-tailed opossum), 1897 nucleotides long. It is a transcript of the gene FBXW2, whose product is annotated as F-box and WD repeat domain containing 2. Gene Ontology annotation, molecular function: protein binding. NCBI's taxonomy places the organism in Eukaryota, Metazoa, Chordata, Mammalia, Didelphimorphia, Didelphidae. The record is from RefSeq and is a predicted model, not a curated record.